AUGUCGCCUACGGAAGCAGAAGAGACGCAGGCGUCCCGCUUUCUGCACGAGAAUCUUCGAUUCAGCACCAGUGAUCGACAGCCGCACGUCACACUCACAUUUGCGCAGUCUCAAGAUGGCAAGAUUGCUGGACCGGGCAAAGCGCAGAUGGCGCUUAGCGGUCCCGAAAGCAUGCUCCUGACGCACCAAUUGAGAACGCUCCAUGACGGCAUCAUGGUAGGCAUCGGCACAGUCCUCAACGACAAUCCUCAACUCAAUGCUCGCCUCCUCUCUCCUCCGCCCCCUACAUCGGAGCUCCCGAGACCCAUUGUGCUGGACUCUAGGCUGCGCAUGCCAACCGACUGCAAGCUGAUUCGAAACUAUGGUGCGGGUAUCGGACGAAAGCCGUUGGUGCUGACAUCGGGCACGGUCGACCCUCAAAGGCAGGCUCAACUCGAGGAGGCUGGUGUCGAGGUGAUGAAGCUGCACGACAACUCUUCAGCGGAAUUGCUUGAUUGGACCACAAUUCUCCGAGUCAUUCAUCAGGCGGGUAUCAGGCGACUUAUGGUGGAAGGCGGUGCAGCCGUGAUCGAUAGCCUGAUGAAGCAGCCGCAGCUGAUCGAUGCUCUGCUCGUCACAAUCGCCCCAGUGACAGUGGGCGAAGACGGUUUCGGUUUCACGUCUGAGCUGCCAGCUGUCCUCGAGAAGGAAGACGACUCGAAUUGGACCGCUCCAAGCCAGGCCAAGUUUGGCAAGGACUCUGUCGUCCUGUGGCGCAGCCGACACGUAUGCGAGCCGAGGCAAGACAGUUGA
Molecule: messenger RNA, 792 nt
Organism: Pseudozyma hubeiensis SY62
Lineage: Eukaryota; Fungi; Basidiomycota; Ustilaginomycetes; Ustilaginales; Ustilaginaceae
Exons: 1
Coding region: 1-792 (263 amino acids)
Biological process (GO): riboflavin biosynthetic process
Molecular function (GO): 5-amino-6-(5-phosphoribosylamino)uracil reductase activity
Source: RefSeq, a predicted model, not a curated record